AUGAAUCACAAGAAAACCAAAUCCAACUUUGCCAGUCAAGCCAGUUCAGCCACCGUCCGAUUGUACGAACGACUGGUUGAUGCACAAGUCAAGGUAGGUUUAUAUUGUUGUAGGUUUGAAGAAUGGGCUAAAAUGUGCUUAUAUGGAACCGACAAAUGUUGUAAAAUACGAAAAAUUAUCUUUUGUAUAACUUUGAAAAAAUCAUGGUACCACAAAAGUCUUGUCGUUUUUGACCGGGCAAACCCGUGAGAUUUGAUGACAAGACUUUUAUGACAGUUUUAAUUGUAUUUUAUAACUAAACAUCGAGUUAAAAAACGUAAAAACACUUGUUUCUAUUCACUUUUUGCCCAGUAUUAUAUUUUUAAAACGUUUUUGAAGAUGUAAUCUGACGUUAUUUCAGAAGCCGUUCUCUCAACGUGCUAAUACAAUCGACCGGUAUGGACAAGAUUGUUCCGUAUCCAGUGAACGACAACACUUAUCGUCUUCAGACACGUCUUGUGGGGUAAGUGGUACUAUUUUUAAGAUCAUGAACGUUGUAGUUUCAGUAUGAUAUUGGAUUUAAAAUUGUCAUAUAAGGUUGUUCAUAUAAUUCUGAGCCUUUCUCAAAGCAGAUUUUUGUUGUUAGAAGGCUCAGAAUUUUUUUGAACAAUUUAAAGGGUUAUGGGGCACAUAAUUAGUUGAACAAUCUAAUAACUUUUAUUUUAUCAAAAACUUCAAACUACAGUAUCCACGAGGCCAAUCAGACAGAAUACUGUAUCCAACUUCAAGAAAUCACAAAACUGAUGACAAAUCACGUCGAGCCAGAAGUAAUACAGCCAGAAAAACCUCACAAAUUGUUGUCAAAAGACCAGUCAGAUCGAAAAGUAGUGCAAUAUCUGCCAGUGAUGAUCAACAAGGUGCCGCUUUUACUGGUAAUUCUUUUUUUAAUUUUAAUUUUAUGCUUGAUAUAACUUUAUGUUUUGUCACACUUGAUGUUAAAUGGUCAUUACUUGACUUUAAAACAGUAAAAACUUAACAGAGCCUUAGGCAAACUAAAAAAAACAAAAAAUGAAGUCGAUUUCAGUGCUUUUUUCACUGAAAAUGACUUCAUCUCCCAGUUUAUGCCAUAUUUUUGUGAAAAUGACAUUUCAGAGCAACACAGCUCGAAUUGGGGGCAGAGUCUGAUACCGGUCGAGUGUACAGAUCGGGUGGUUUGUCUAAACGACCGGCAUUUCUUGGUCAGAGAGCUGAACUUGAUCAAUCCCAAUGAUGAUCUACAUGUAACUCAAGAGGAACUCUGCAAGUUGGUUGAGCAGAGCAAGAUGUUGACUAGGAAGUGAGAUUUCAUCUUCAAGUUUACUCUACCCCCAUCUUAUUCUAUUCUGCCUUACUUCACCUUACCCUACGCUAUUCUACCUUAUUUUACUUUACCUUACUCAACUUUACCCUACAUUACCCUACCUUACCUUACUUCACCUUACCCUACCUUGCCUAUAUCAUCAUAUCAUACUCUACUUUGCGCCACCCUACCCUGAACCAACAUACUUUACUCUACUUUCUUAUAACUUACGUUAUUGUAGGUACUGUACCUGCAAAGAGCCAUCAGAAGAGGAAGAAAAAUCAAUCUACGACUUCAGUCAGCCUUCAGAAGACCACCGUGCUCUUUCAGUAGUCUUGGAAGAUAAGAAUCAGAAGAAUGGACCAGAAAGAAGAGAGAAAGAUGACCAAGUUGAUGACAAUGUCCUCGGAGAUCGACUUGUUACUACUCCAGGAAAUGAUUCUAGUCCACAUGAUGAAGGUUGUCAGAACUGGUCGAAUCAUCGGGGUAACCAGCAGAAUCUUGAUGAUAUAGCCGAGGCAGCACGAGAGGUGAGGGCAGGAUCUUGUCAGCCUUCUGAAUCCAGGUGGAAUCAAAGAAAAUUGGCUUCUGAAUUGAAAUACGGAUACAGCAGUUCAAAUUCUCAAUCUAGCAAAAGCUACGUGACUUUACCUUCAGAAUUCAGUAACAGCUACGUCACUCCGACUUCUGAAACCAGGUUAAGUCAAGGAACUUUGAUUUCUGAAUCCAGUCCUGGCUACACAAGUCAACCCUCUGAAUCUGGCCACAGUCAGCAGUAUCUGACUUCAGAAGCCAGUCCAUAUCAAGUCAGUCUAAGAGGAAGCAAGUACGAUGGUCGUCGGAUUCUGAAUCUGCCUCCAGACGCCCUUUCACCCAACUCCAGAAGGACUCAGGAUCCAAAUGCUUCAUCCUCAACGACGGAAGUCUUCCAAGAACCCCCGCUUCAUGUAUCGAUGGCUUCGACGCCUCCGUCACCGUUCAGUAGCCAGCCGGUUCCAAUCUACAUAACUAGUACUCCGAUGGUACCGGCUCAGCCUAGAACUCCAGUCAAUUCCCCGAACGAGAGUGUCAAAAGAGAUCGUCAUAACAUGAGAAAUGGCACAAAAAUGGAUGGAAUCAACGGAAAGGGUAUGAAAAAGAAUGGCACUAGAGCUUAUGGAAGACAUGUUAAUCAUGGUGACAAAAGGGAUGACAAUAUGGUGGACAUUGAUCAGGCUUUGAUAACAAUGACAGAGAUAUCUCCAGAGAAGACUCAGAGAUCAGAUUCUCCGCCACUGGUCACGGCCAUCACCCUCAAGUCUCCAGAAGAUGACAUUUCCAUCGUCACGGUACGACGUCGAAGAGCCAGAAGGCAAGGCAUCUCUCCCAUUGCUACAAGUACCAAGAUACGACCAAACCAAGACUUGAGGGUACCAUCAGAGACUAGUUCGGUAUCAUAUGAAGGCGGCAUGGUACCAUUACAAGGCCACAUGGCACCACAAUUGCGCAUAGUACCAUUUCAAACCCAAUUGGUACCAUCUCGUAGCUCCAGUGUAGCAUCUCAAGACUCCAGAUCACCAGCUCCAAAAGAGAAACCGGCGUGGGCAGACAGUCCCUGCCGAAGCCACUCCUCCCCCACCAAAGAAAUGGUCGACGAGAUGAAGCAGUACAUGAACCAACGUGCCAAACUGUACCAGUCGGACGAGGAGAACAGUACCACUGAAACCACUAACUUGAGAAUGCCAGUCUGCAAAAGAUCAACCGGUCGAAGCAUGACAAAUGUUUCGAAAAUGACAACUAACACAACAUCGACUGGUCGAAGUUCAUCCACUCAUGCUAGAGCAAGUUCGACCAACCAAAGUCCGGCUUCAAGAACAACAUUGACCGGUCGGAGUUCAUCUACUGUUGCAAGUUCGACUGAUCAGAGUCGAGCCAGUGACUCAAGAAGUUCAAAAUCAAUUCAAAAGUUCUCGGACAAAGGUCAUGUUGUUGGACGAGGACGACCAGUUAAUGGAGUGUGCUCGAACUGCAUCCUCAGCUGUUCCUGUGCCAAUCCCUUGACUGUUCCACAUUUUGGACGGAAACUUCUGGAGAAUGUCACUCUGACUCCACAGUUUGAUGUGGGUUUUGAAUUUAAAAAUUUGAUUUCUUUAUUUUCAUGCGUUUUAAAAAGUCUUGUCGUCGAUUUAUAUUGUUUUCUUAGUUGAAAAACGCGAAGACUUUAAUCUACCUAUCUUCAGACAGAACUAACUCCGGACGGUGUCAUACUGCACAUCAAAUACUCUGUCAGCGAGCCGACCGGACUAGUCCGAGAUGUUCAUGCCAUUUUCGAUAUGCCCUUGUACAGAAUCCGCCGAAUCAUCGUCGAUGGAAUCGAAUACAUCAGCAGUAUCAACAUGUGA
This is a messenger RNA of Bursaphelenchus okinawaensis, 3699 nucleotides long. NCBI's taxonomy places the organism in Eukaryota, Metazoa, Nematoda, Chromadorea, Rhabditida, Aphelenchoididae. The record is from the annotation of a GenBank genome assembly.